AUGGAUUCAUUAACAGCCCCUCUAAUUCACAAAUCUCUGGCAAACGCGGUUGCGGAACCCGCGGGCGACCGAGUAGCCACCGCGAAUGACGCCGUUAUGAACGGCGCGAGCGACGGCGAGGAUCACUUGGAUGACGUGGUGGUCCUGCGCCGUUCCACGGGGAAUUUAGCGGGACUCGGCGCUGCAUCAGGAGGGAAAGGGGGAAAAGGCGGAGUCGGCGGAGGCAGGGCGGAAGAGGUCGCUGCGCUGAGCGGAGGGCACGGGGGAGGAGGCGGGGGUCUGUGGGGCGCGGUGUUUAAUCUGGCGACGACGAGCGUGGGCGCGGGCAUCAUGGCGCUCCCCGCUACUGUCAAGGUGCUGGGCCUUCCGCUGGGGCUGCUGCUGAUAGCGCUCAUGGGCGCGCUGACGCACAGCGCGGUGCUCAUCAUAGUGCGCCUGGCGGCCGCCACCAACUCACAGUCGUACGGGCACCUCAUGGGCACGCGCUUUGGCGAGCGCGGGCGCGUGCUGUGCGAGGUGAUGGUCAUGGUGCAGGCGCUGGGGUCGCUCAUCGUCUACCUCAUCAUCACGGCGGACGUUCUGUCAGGCACGUCAGAGGCGGGAGGCAUGGUGCACCACGUGGGGCUGCUGGAAGAGCUGGCAGGGGGACCCACGUGGUGGAACGGCAGGGCUGUUGUGCUGCUCGCUGUCACCACCCUCGUGCUGCUGCCACUCGUGCUCCUCCGCCGCAUAGACUCCCUCAUGGCCACGUCAGCACUCUCAGUGGGCCUAGCAGUGCUCUUCGUGCUCUUCACGGCAGCAGCAGCGGUGAUGCGAGUGGUGCAGGGGCGCUUGCCUCCGCUGCGCAUGGUACCGGACGUGUCGUCAUGGCAGUCGGUGCUGCUCAUCUUCACCGUCGUGCCCGUCAUGACCAACGCCUUCAUCUGCCACUACAAUGUCCAGCCCAUCUACCGUGAGCUCAAGGACUCCCCCUCCUGCAUCGCCCCAGCGGCCACCAUGGAGCGCGCAGCGGGGCUGGCGCAGGUGAUAUGCACGGCACUGUACGGCACCACGGCGCUGUUUGCGUACCUGCUGUUCGGGGAUAGCACCGCUGCUGAUGUGCUUGCUAACUACGACCAGGACCUGGGGCUCAGCCAGGCCAUGGACGACAUAGUCCGCGUGGGCUACAUCGUCCAUCUCCUCCUCGUCUUCCCCAUCGUGCACUUCCCCUUGCGCCUCACCGCCGACAUCCUGCUCUUCCCCAAAGCGCGCCUGCCGCUGUGGCGCUCGCAGCGCCGCUUCUUCUGGCUCACGGCCGCCACCAUGGGCUUCAUCCUCGCGUGCGGUGUGCUCGUGCCCGACAUCUACGCUCUCUUCUCGCUGCUCGGGGCCAUUGUUGCGGUUUCUAUCGGAUUCACCUUUCCCGCCCUGCUCGCGCUCCUAACCCCAGGGCUAACCUUUACAUGCACGGAGAGAGUGGCGGUGUGGAGCAUGCUGGUGGUGGGCGUGGCAGUGAGCAUCACAGGCGUGACAUCAGAUGUCAUAGUCGCCUGCCAGUGGCUCUCACGCCUCCACCAACCCCCCUCCGAGCCACACCUGCCGCCGAAUGCGCCGCUAUUCUUGCAGUCUUCCAUUCCACUUGCUGGGCAUUCCUAUCCGACGACCGUCGCGCGCAUUUCCCCCAACGGGGAGUGGGUGGCGUCCGCGGAUGUGAGCGGAACGGUGCGCGUGUGGGGGCGUGGCGGCGAGCGGCGGCUCAAGUACGAAAUCAAGGCUCUUAACGGUCCAAUCGAUGAUCUGCAGUGGUCGCCGGACGGCCAGAGGAUUCUGGUGUGCGGCGACGGCAAGCCCACCUACGUGCGCGCGUUCACCUGGGAUUCGGGAGGCAAUCUGGGCGAUUUCGAGGGCCACGCCAAGCGCGUGCUCAGCUGCGCGUUCCGCCCCGCGCGCCCGUUCCGCGCGUUCACGUGCGGGGAGGACUUCGCAAUCAACUACUAUGAGGGCCCGCCCUUCCGCUACAAGGCUUCCAAUAAGGAGCACGGCAACUAUGUGAACUGCGUGCGUUUCUCCCCGGACGGUGCGCUGCUGGUGUCUGUGUCAUCAGACCGCCAGGGGCAGCUGUUCGACGGCAAGACGGGCGAGAAGCGCGGCGCGCUCAGCACGGACGACGCGCACACGGGCAGCGUGUACGCCGCCGCGUGGAGCCCCGACGGCAAGCAGCUGUUGACAGUGUCAGCAGACAAGACAGCCAAGGUGUGGGAUGUGGCAGCGGAUGGCAGCACGGCCACCGUCACCACCACCUUCCCGCUAGGCUCCUCGCUAGACCACAUGCAGGUGGGGUGUGCGUGGGUGGGAGAGCACCUCAUAACCGUCGCCCUCAACGGCGACAUCCACUUCCUCUCGCCCGCCUCCCCCUCCGCGCCACUGCGCACGCUCGUAGGCCACUGCAAGCCCAUCACGGCACUCGCACUCUUCUCCCCGGGAGGAGGAGAUGCGGGUGCGCCCACAGAGCUCGUGACAGGCAGCUAUGAUGGCACUGUGGUGCGCUGGAACAUCGAGACCGGGUCGCUUGGUCGCAUGGAGGCGCCUGCUGCUGCUGCUGCUGCGACUCCGGGUGCUGCUGGGGGUGCUGCUGCUGGAGGGGUGGCGGCCAUGGCAGCAGCGGGCAGCACGCUUCUCCUCGCAUGCAAUGAUGAUACCGUUCAUCUGUUGAGCCUCCCAGACCUCACGCCGAUCAGCGACACGCCAACAAUUGCACUGGGAGCGCACCCCAAGGACAUCAGCAUCGCAGCACACGACCCCGAUCUCGCCCUCCUCACCACCGCCUCCGGCCUCACCCUGCUCCGCUCCUCCAAGCUCCUCUCCUCCAUCACUCCCGCCUUCACACCCACCGCUGCCGCACUCUCCCCUGACGGCAAGGAGGCGGCUGUGGGAGGGGAGGAUGGGGCGGUGCGUGUGUUCAGUGUGAAUGGGGAUACGAUGGAGGAGGUGGCGAAGUUGGAGAGGCACCGGGGGCCGAUUACGGCCGUGCGGUACUCGCCUGAUGGAUCCAUGCUGGCCACUGGGGACCAGAACAGGGAGGCUGUUGUGUGGGAUACUGCCACGCGAGAGGUGAAGAUGCGCAACAUGGUCUACCACACGGCGCGCAUCAGCGCUCUCGCAUGGUCGCCCGACUCCACCCAUGUGGCCACAGCAUCCCUGGACAUGUCCAUCCUAGUCUAUGACGUCAGCAAGCCGCCCUCCGACCGCGUCACGCUCAAGAACGCGCACGUGGGCGGCGUGUCUGCUCUCGCCUUUGUGGACGCCACCACCAUUGUGUCUGCUGGCAACGACGCCUGUGUCCGCCUCUGGUCCCUUGCAUAG
Closterium sp. Naga37s-1 is the source of this 3342-nucleotide messenger RNA. The record is from the annotation of a GenBank genome assembly. NCBI's taxonomy places the organism in Eukaryota, Viridiplantae, Streptophyta, Zygnematophyceae, Desmidiales, Closteriaceae.